Messenger RNA from Procambarus clarkii (red swamp crayfish), 882 nucleotides. Its product is annotated as tigger transposable element-derived protein 4-like. Gene Ontology annotation, cellular component: nucleus. NCBI's taxonomy places the organism in Eukaryota, Metazoa, Arthropoda, Malacostraca, Decapoda, Cambaridae. Gene Ontology annotation, molecular function: DNA binding. The record is from RefSeq and is a predicted model, not a curated record.
GCAGCGAGUCUACCCGACAAUCUAUUCAAGAUGGCAGACAGAGAGUUUGAAGAAUUUCGCCAAUAUUUUGAACAGCUACCGCAACACAUUAAGGCUCCCUCCUCCUGCUAUACCGCUACCGAGGGAGAGGCCACAGUGGACGGUGCAGGAGCCAGAGUCCCUGUUGUGGAGCCCCUAUUCAUCAGGGAGGAAUCCUAUCUCUGCGGCAAACCCCUAGGAGCCUCUAGUGAACCCGAGGCCGGCAAACGUGUUAAUGCUGCUUACAAGGAGGCCGGUGCCACCCACGGUAAGGCUCGAGCCGUCGGCCCCAAGGUCACCAAGACCUCCGUCACGUUUCCGACGUGUCUGCGGGACGUGUUGGCUACCUAUGAUCCAGAAGACGUCUUCAGCGCCGGGGAGUUCGCGCUCUACUACUCGCUGGUGCCGGAGACGCGCACCACAAAGACUCCUCGACGGGAGUUUUAUGGUUCUUGCGCCAAGUCGGACAGGCGCCUGACGGUGCUCUUGGCGGUCAACAUGUCUGGCACCGCAAGACUCCCUCUUUUUGUUGUUGGGCGGUUGGCCAUGUCCAGCAGAAGCUUCAGGGGCGUCCACACUCUGCCGGCUUCCUACAGGAAGGAAAAACACGCUAAACUGACGGCUGCCAUUUUUGAGGAAUGGAUAAGGGAGAUUGAUCAAACCUUGUUUGACUCCCAGCGUAGCGUCGUCAUGGUUCUCGAGAAGAACACCGCUCACCCUCCCCUAAAGGACCUGAGAGCAAUUACUCUAAUUUUCUUUCCUGAUAACGCCAACAAGAUCCAGCCACUGCGAGAGGGAAUUAUUCUAAUUCGGUAUCAAAGGGAAAUUUGUGGCGGUAACUUGGAAGUGUUAUUUCCUUACUAA